Molecule: messenger RNA, 1534 nt
Organism: Vigna angularis (adzuki bean)
Lineage: Eukaryota; Viridiplantae; Streptophyta; Magnoliopsida; Fabales; Fabaceae
Product: RING-H2 finger protein ATL29
Exons: 1
Coding region: 293-1237 (314 amino acids)
Source: RefSeq, a predicted model, not a curated record
AACCAACCCUUUCCACCUUCUCUUAUCACCUCUGCGUAUCUUCUCCUACAAAACUAAAACCAUUCAUUCAUUCAUUCUCCAUUUAGAUUUUCUCUUCCACAAUCUCACCUUCACAGAAAAAAAAAUAAAAUCUCAGCCCUUACUUUACCAUCGGAAAGUUUCUUUUCCCGGCCUUGCAUGGUCUCCAACUUCUCUCAUCCAUGCAAACGACCAAGAACAGAAGGCCCGGAAUAACCCACUCUCCGGCGAACUCAACCACCGGAAACCGACCCUCCCUCUCCUCCUCCGGGCAAUGUCUUCGCUGCAGUACGACCCGGCACCGGUCUCGCCGCCGUACAACACCCCACCAGCGCUGAUCGCCUUCACGCUGGGUGUGCUGGUGGUGUGCUUCGUGGCGUUCAGCAUCGUUUACCUGUGCAAAUACUGUUUCUCGAGCGUGGUCCAAACCUGGGCCUUUCAACGCACCGCUUCGGGUUCCAUCAUUCGUCUGACGCCCCAUAGAUCUCCUCCCAGAGGCCUUGACCCUUCGUUGCUUGAGGUCUUCCCCAUCUUCCCCUACUCCUCCGUGAAGGACCUCCGGAAGGAUCAGAAGUACUGCUUGGAAUGCGCCAUCUGUUUGGUGGAGUUUGAGGAUGACAGCAAGCUCCGCCUCUUGACCCUCUGCUGCCAUGUCUUCCACCAGGACUGCAUCGACCUCUGGCUCUGCUCUCACAAAACCUGCCCCGUAUGUCGCCGAGACCUUGACUCUCCCCCAGACGACCAACCUCUCAAACCCGGCGACGUCGUUGUUUCCUCAGCCAGCGGCGAGAUACGCGUUGAUGUGAGAGAAGAAGAAGGCCUUGAUUGUGGGCGUGAACAUGUUUGUGAUAACAGCCAAGAUCAACAACAACAACAGGAACAAACUGAACCUGAACGUGGUCGUGGUCUUGGACAGGAACAUGAGGUGGUUGAUGCACACGAGGAACAGAUGUUUGUACGGUCGCAUUCCACCGGGCACUCCAUAGUUAUGAUCAGAGGGGAGGGGGAUGAUGAGGGAAAGAAUGACGAUGACAAGUACACGUUGAAAUUGCCGGAGCAUGUUUUGAGAGUGAACAGUAAACAUAAUUCUACGAGGAGCUGUGCGAGUUUUAAGGAUAUGACCAAGCUUGAUGCUCCUCUACCUUGCAGUAAUUGUGGGUUUGUUCAACCCCCAUCACCCAGUUGCUCCUCCUCCCCAACUCAUACUCAGAGACCUUAAACACUGCAUCUUAAAAUUUAGAGUUUUCUCUUCUGUUUUUAAGCUUUUGCUGCAUGUAAUUUGAGAUAGAAAGCAAUAGUUUGAGGUAAAUGGUUGUUGUAGAGUAGAUAGGCACUGUGCAUUAUGGUAAGCGAUAUAUUCCUGAGUUGGAAGGUUUUUAUGUGUUUCUGUCUUUGGCUAAAACUAGGAUGUCUGGUUUUUGCAAAGUUGGAGCCUUUUCAGUGAAAUAACUUCCUCCAUGGAUGAAGGAAAACAACACCUGUUAUCCUACUCUUGUUUAUACCUUUUGAAAGUUGC